Egretta garzetta (little egret) is the source of this 308-nucleotide messenger RNA. Its product is annotated as feather keratin Cos1-2. The transcript has a single exon. The coding region runs from base 3 to 308 and encodes 101 amino acids. Gene Ontology annotation, molecular function: structural constituent of cytoskeleton. The record is from RefSeq and is a predicted model, not a curated record. NCBI's taxonomy places the organism in Eukaryota, Metazoa, Chordata, Aves, Pelecaniformes, Ardeidae. Gene Ontology annotation, cellular component: intermediate filament.
ACAUGUCCUGCUACAACCAGUGCCACCCAUGCCAGCCCUGUGGUCUGACACCGCUGGCCAACAGCUGCAAUGAGUUCUGUGUCAGGCAGUGCCAGAACUCCACCAUUGUCAUCCAGCCCUCCCCCGUGAUGGUGACCCUGCCUGGACCCAUCCUCAGCUCCUUCCCACAGAACACCGUGGUGGGCUCCUCCACCUCCGCUGCUGUUGGCAGCAUCCUCAGCUGUGAUGGAGUGCCCAUCACCUCUGGCUGCUGUGACCCCUCCUGCAUCACCACUUGGUCCUGCAGCAGCAGAUGCCGCCCCUGCUAA